This is a messenger RNA of Psammomys obesus (fat sand rat), 2074 nucleotides long. RefSeq names its product sterile alpha motif domain containing 10 (gene Samd10). Gene Ontology annotation, biological process: cell surface receptor protein tyrosine kinase signaling pathway. Bases 78 to 686 code for a protein of 202 amino acids. Gene Ontology annotation, cellular component: cytoplasmic side of plasma membrane. Gene Ontology annotation, molecular function: protein binding. The transcript is spliced from 5 exons. The record is from RefSeq and is a predicted model, not a curated record. Lineage: Eukaryota; Metazoa; Chordata; Mammalia; Rodentia; Muridae.
CGCGUUGCUCACUGGCCACACUGGCCGCCUGGUGCUCCGCGAGGGGCGUGUGCCAGAGCCGCGCACCCGCGGGCUCCAUGUUCACCGAGCUGAGGUCAAAGCUGAGCCCCCCGCGAGCUCGCGCCGGGGCUGUGCGUACAGGCUUCGGGGAGCGCCCGGAUGUGGACGCCUCUGCCCAUUUCAGCUUCUGCCAGAACCUCCUAGAGCACACAGUAUCAGCUGAGAACAUACCCUGCCACCUGCCUCGGACACCAGGCACCAGCCUCACAUGGCAUGACUCCCGCAGCCAGAGGGCAUCCAGCAGCAGGCCAAUCAAGCUCCUUCAACAGCCGGGCUCAGAGGCCCCCCAGGCCCGGCUAUACUCCGAUCACUAUGGCUUGUACCAUACAAGCCCUUCACUGGGUGGCCUGACAAGGCCGGUGGUCUUGUGGAGCCAGCAAGAUGUUUGCAAGUGGCUCAAGAAGCAUUGUCCUCACAACUACCUCGUCUAUGUCGAGGCCUUCUCCCAGCAUGCCAUCACUGGCCGGGCUCUGCUUCGACUGAAUGCAGAUAAGCUCCAGAGAAUGGGGUUGACCCAAGAGGCUCAGAGGCAGGAGGUGCUACAGCAGGUGCUCCACCUGCAGGUUCGUGAGGAGGGGCGGAGCCUCCAACUGCUCAGCCAAGCUUCCUUCGGAAACAUGUCCUAGCUGCUGCCUAUACUUGGACCCCAGACCCCAACACUGUGACCAGAGCCCACAGCCAAGGAUGAGGCAGAGCUGGCCCUACAGCCCCUUUGGAUCCUGCAGGAUACCCGAGUGGCUAAGCCUAGUCCAGUGAACAGGGAGGGAUAGGAUGCCACCUCCAGGUGCCUCUAAAGAGGCACUGCAGGUUCAACCCUGUGGCUGGGAGGGUGGUUGCUGUCUGCUUAUAGACCUUUCUUCUAGGAUCCAAGCCCAGGUGCACCCCGGUGCUGCUGGCAGCAAACAGGGCAGCUGCCUGGGGCUAGAGUGGGGUUUGAAUGUCCCCAGACUCCCAGGGAGUCUGUUUAUUUAUGUUCCCUCCAACAUGUGACCAUCCCCUAUCUGAGUCAUGAGUCUUCUAGUUCUGUGUCUUCCCUAGGCACCUCCAGGUCAGCCACACAGUGGGACAAGCUGUCUUGGCUCUCUUUCAGGUGUAUCCGUCCCCUAGCUCUCCCAGAGUACAGCUGGCCCAACCUGUUGUCACAGUGAUGGUCAUCAGUUCAGCUAGGCAUCAUGUCAUGUGCUUCACUCAGUGGUUAUGAAACUCCUGCCUCCCCUAUCCAGUCAUGAGAACUGAAGUUGAGAGGGGCUCAAGAUGCUCAAGCUGCGAUGCCAGUAUGUGGCACACAGAUUCCAGGCUGUACAGGUGACUCCGUGCACAGCCCACCAGUUCAGCAAUGUUCUCAAUAUUAACUUUGAAGAAGUCUUGCUUUUAAACAUCUUCCCUAUUCUCUGGCUCUUAGAGACCAUCUUGGAGGGGUGUGUGUGUGUGUCCGUGCUCAAGUGUGUGUGCGCGCGUGCGCCCUCAAGGUUGCCCCUAUGGCAUUCUCAUAAAAACCUGUAUUCACAUAAGAAAAAUAUGUAGAGUUGUUCCUACCAUGUGUCACUAGAUACCUGAACAACCCCUCCUUGGGAAUUUGGGGGCUGGUGUUGCCAGGAAGGAGGACAGUGAGGAUGACCCUGGUAGCUCACUUUCACUCUGCCCACUACUAACUUUCCCAGGGACUCUAAAAUCUCAGGGGCAGUUGAGGCUCAGCCUCCAGUUCCCUCUGUGUGCCAGGAGCUGGCCUCGAUUCAAGGUUGCUCAAUACAGUUAAUUUGGGGCACUGGCCUGGUAUCUCCCAUUCUGUAUGCCCUCCAUCCAUGGAGGGGCUCCCUUAUUGUGUUUGCCUGCCUCUAGAAUCCCCUAGUCCUGUGCCUGCCAACCAGAGGGCCCUCUCUGCCCCUUUCUCUCUCCUUUGUUGUUUCUACCCUGUGUUUCUGUCUGUCCUGUCUUCAUUGGUUUCCGGUCACUUUUUUUAUACUCUGAAAAAAAAAAAAAACACCUCAGAAAUAAAUCUGGUUCUCAAAUGCCA